CCGGCCUUGAGUCUCUUGCGCGGGGUGGCGGGGAUGAGGACGGGGCGUGCCUUGCCUCCUUUCCAGGGGGCGAGCCGCCCUGCUGCGCUUUGGAGCCCUCGUGCGCAGUCUGCGGAGCGGGACCCUGGCCUUCCGCCCUGGUAUCGUGGCCGGAGGGCAUCCCCGAGAUGGAUCCGGGAACAUUGGAGCGCCCAUUAGGGGCCUCGAUCCAUCGCCCCCCCCGCCUGCUCCCUGCUCUGCUUGCAAAGGGGUCGACCCUUUCAAAAGCCAUCCUGGGCCUUUUCUGGUGAAAGCCUUUAAAGAGCCUUUCUGGUGCAGGGCAGGUAGAAGUGCACUAAAGGGUCUCGCCACUGCCGCCAUGAGCGGGAAAUCGCUGCUCUUGAAAGUGAUCCUCCUGGGCGACGGUGGAGUUGGGAAGAGUUCCCUCAUGAACCGCUAUGUCACCAACAAGUUUGACUCUCAGGCGUUCCACACCAUCGGGGUUGAGUUCCUCAACCGGGAUCUGGAGGUGGACGGGCGCUUUGUGACACUCCAGAUUUGGGACACGGCCGGGCAAGAGCGCUUUAAGAGCCUGCGGACUCCCUUCUACCGGGGAGCCGACUGCUGCCUGCUGACCUUUAGCGUAGAUGACCGGCAGAGCUUUGAGAACCUGGGCCACUGGCAGAAAGAGUUUGUCUGCUAUGCCAACGUGAAGGAUCCCGACCACUUCCCCUUUGUGGUGCUGGGCAACAAGGUGGACAAGCGAGAGAGGCAGGUGAGCCCCGAAGAGGCCCAAGCCUGGUGCAUGGAGCAUGGGAACUACCCGUACCUGGAGACAAGUGCCAAGGACGACACCAAUGUGGCCGUGGCGUUUGAGGAGGCAGUGCGGCAGGUGCUCGCCGUGGAGGAUCAGCCGGAGCAUUGCCUGCUGGGCCACACCAUUGACCUGCGCUCCAGCCCCAAGACGGGCUCUUCAUGCUGUUGAGAGCAGCCAAGGGGUGUGAGGGCACAUCCUAGGGCAAGAGGCACUGGGGGCCAGGCUGUCACCCGGAAGGGGCCUGUUGGCGUGUGCAAGAGGCAGUGCUUGGAGUGGGCCUCUCCGUGCAUAACCAGCUGCUUGCAGCUUGGCAGAUUAGCACAGGGGUGUGGGAGGAAGGGAGUUUCUUGUGGGCAGAGCAGAGGGGUCAGGUCUGGGCAAAGAAGGCCUCCUGCCUCUCUCCUGGGGACACGUUGCUUUUUGCUGCCUGCCUGGUUAUGGGAAGCACAGUGUUGUCCCACCCGCCCUAGAGCAUCUUUGGCAGAAGUUGGACUUGCAGCGAGCCAUGCACAAGUAGCCACACUCUGGUCCUGUGAAGAGGUGGGCGCUGAGGGGGCUGUGUGUGUGCAUGUGCAAAUAUUGUAGCUUUGCUUGAUGGCUCUGGUGCUCCCGAGUGUCAAGGAGCCUAUUUCUCGCCUGCCUCAGGGGGAUCAUGUGUCUAUUUACGAUUGAUUGAUUGAUUGAUUGACUGAUAUCCCACUCUUCCUCCCAGCAGGUAUCUAGCUGAGCUUUUGCCAUUAGAGGUACAUGCCUUCUGGUUUUGCUUCACCUGCAGGGUGGACUGCCAGAUGUUCAUGCGAAACAAGGAAUUAGGGCCCUUCCAGUUUGUGUUUUUGCAGGUGUUUUCUGCAAUAUGCCCCUGACACAAUAAUAGUACAUUAGUGAAUACUGGACUGUCUACACAGCAUUCCGCUUUACUAGUUCUGCGAUGCUUCCCCAACGUUACUGCAUUACUGCCAUCUGGAGGGACACUCUUGUGCCAGAACACAGGAUAAAACAUCAACUGGAGCAUUCGUGGUAUAAAAAGUUAACAGGAUUUCAGCAGGAAGCUGCAGGGCAUGCACUUAUGGGAAAAGAAGCAGUGUCUCCAGCCCAAAACGUUUGCAGGUGCAAGCAGUCUUGAAAGUGGGAUUGCAUAUAACGGCCCCAAAUUAUGAGUACGAAUGAUCAUAAAUGCCCAAUGACAGGGAUGUUUGUAGGGGGCUUAGUUCCACACCGUGCAGCUUGAGCGCUGGUUCCCAGAAUACAGGAACCUAAGGAAGCUGCCUUAUACGAGUCAGACCAUUGGUCUUUCUCGCUCAAUAGUGUCUACACUGACCGGCAGCAGUUUCCCCAGGUUUCCAGGGAGGAGACUCUCCCAGCCCUACCUGGAGAUGCCUUUGGGGGGGGGAAUUGAACCUGGGACCUUCUGCAUGCAAAGCAGAUGCUCUGCCACAGAGCACUUCCCCUUCAGCACCUGUACAAAGCGAAGUAGCGGGCACACUUAGCUGGCACCCUUUCAGUCCAGGUCUUUGCUCUGUAGCGUCAGAAACACAUUCAAGUCUCCAUCUUGAGUGAGGCUCAGGGUGGGUUUAGCUCCCAUGAAGUCACCCAGCAACAGGAGGCACAAGUGGCUUCUCCAAAGGAAAGGGGUCAGAAGACACCCAAGGCCAGCUGCUGCUGCCUUUGAGCUGUUGCGGGUGCUUUUGGCCAAGCUGUAGCGGGGGGUGCAGACUGACAUGCCUUGGCUGCAGUGUUUCUACCUUCAUUUGGAAAUAGGGGCUUCAGCAAUGGGUGGGAGAUAUAGAUAUGUACAGUAUGAGAAACGUAAAGUGUGAGCCAUAAACUGGCCAUCUGGAGCCUUUGUCCCUGACGCACUGCUGAGCUCAGGUCAGUGCCCUUUCCUCCACUCUGCUGUAAUGGAAUAGAAAUGUAGAGUGUGGUGUGUGAUCUCCUCUGCACCUGCCCUGUGGGAGCAGCAUCAUCCCAACAGGCCCCCAGCUCCACUCUGAGGGUUUUACCACCUUUCACAAGGCAGUAGUUGCCACUUGCCUGAGCGCCAUUUAUCUGAUGCUGUCUCCAGGCUGAACACCAUUCUCUGGAGUGAUAGGCGGGUGCCCUCUGCAGGGACUUCUGGAAAUUGUAGCCUACCAUUCCCCAGAAAAAUAUGCGCAUGCAAAGCUGCCACAGGGUGAGUGUAGGUGGGAUGGACACCUUGGUUGAGCCCAGAGAAGCCUUCCAGGAGGGAGGGAGCAGUGCAUGGGUUGGCUUUAAUGGCCACGCCCCCAAGAGACCACCUGCCUGUCUUAUCGUUGUGCUUGGUAAUUGGCCACCUGCCUUUUCCCGUGAAUUGGUGUUUUUCAGCUGGGAGUCCAACUGAACUGGCAUCCAAAGUGGCCCCAAAUCCCUGGCACACUGAGCGAUCCCUUUGCCUGUGCAGGGCCCAGGGCUCCAUCUGGCCUCUGGCAUUUCCUGCAAAAGGAGGCAAUUGCUGUGGUGCAGUUCUGGGUCUGAGAGCCAGUGUGGUGUAGUGGUUAAAGUGUUGGACUAGAACCUGGGAGACCAGGAUUCGAAUCUCCACAUAGCCAUGAAGCUCACUGGGUGACCUUGGGCCAGUCACUGCCUCUCAGCCUCACGAAAACCAUAUUCAUAGGGUCGCCAUAAGUCGGAAUCAACUUGAAGGUAGUACAUUUACAUUUAGUUCUGGGUCUAGCAGAGGCUUGACUGUGGAGUGUCUGUGUGUGAAGGUGGGUAGGCCUCACGUCAUGUGCCUAGAGCAAUGCACAAUAACCAUACCCUGCAAUUCGUUUUUGGCAUCUGUAGUGACGAGGUCUUUUAUUUAGGUUACAGUCCAAUAUUUCAUUGGACCAGUGUAUUUUUACAUUCAUUAUUUUAAAGAAAAAGACAUUAUGUCUAGCUCUGUAAAUGUUUGAUGACUUAUUUCAAAGCGCAAUAGGUACCCCGCUGGAAGACCCACAUUUUGCCUUGCCAUGUUCCCACCUGUUGCUUCACUUGCCUAGCCAUGAAUCUGCUGGCAGUGCAAAUCUUCCUGCACUCAAAAGAAACUAAAAAUGUAAAGAGGCAAAACUGC
Messenger RNA from Rhineura floridana, 3866 nucleotides. RefSeq names its product RAB9B, member RAS oncogene family (gene RAB9B). Gene Ontology annotation, molecular function: GTPase activity; GTP binding. Gene Ontology annotation, biological process: Rab protein signal transduction; retrograde transport, endosome to Golgi. The transcript has 2 exons. Gene Ontology annotation, cellular component: late endosome; phagocytic vesicle; lysosome. The coding region runs from base 359 to 964 and encodes 201 amino acids. The record is from RefSeq and is a predicted model, not a curated record. NCBI's taxonomy places the organism in Eukaryota, Metazoa, Chordata, Lepidosauria, Squamata, Rhineuridae.